This is a messenger RNA of Punctularia strigosozonata HHB-11173 SS5, 324 nucleotides long. RefSeq lists its product as uncharacterized. The record is from RefSeq and is a predicted model, not a curated record. The annotation marks the transcript as partial. Gene Ontology annotation, cellular component: endoplasmic reticulum membrane. Gene Ontology annotation, biological process: karyogamy involved in conjugation with cellular fusion; nuclear membrane fusion involved in karyogamy. The transcript is spliced from 3 exons. NCBI's taxonomy places the organism in Eukaryota, Fungi, Basidiomycota, Agaricomycetes, Corticiales, Punctulariaceae.
GCCCUGGAGGCAUACGAUCGCCGGCCGGAUUGUUUUGCGCGAUCAUCAAGGCAUAUCAGAACAAGAUGCGGAGAAGCCGAGAUGACCGAAGACGAGCGGACAAGGGCGGCUAUCCAUCUGACACUCUGCGAGAUCAACACGGCGAGGCAUAUAUCCUAUCCACUGGAAUGUGCACCGUUCUCUCCGGAGUCCUUGGCUUCGCAGGACGUUUCGAAGGAUGCCAAGGAGGGCGCGCCGCAAGCAAGAUGUGUCGAAGCUCUCUCGAGGAGCGCGCAGUUCUGGUCAAGCUACUCGGGGUAUCUGAGAGAGAUUCGUAAGGGUUAG